Messenger RNA from Paramecium pentaurelia, 850 nucleotides. NCBI's taxonomy places the organism in Eukaryota, Ciliophora, Oligohymenophorea, Peniculida, Parameciidae. The record is from the annotation of a GenBank genome assembly.
AUGAUUUCUUUUGCUGAAAUAAGAGAUUUAUUCACUAGAUAAAAAGUAUCAUUUUUAUUGAUUCUCUUAGCCAAAAACUCUCAAUAAGCUUAAUCCAUACUAUUAAUAUGAUUCCUCUAGUACUUGCAGAAGGGAUAUACUAAUCUAAUGGACUGUGGCAGUAAUUAUUUAAUAUUAUAAUUAGCAAUCAUCUCAAUUCAAGCAUUCCAUAAAAACUUUAGAACUGGCUGUCCUUAUUAUAGAUACAUACUUAAAUUAUUUUAAUAUUACUGUAGAAUACCUUUAACUGUUGGGUAUAUCGGCAUAUUCAAUUGCCUCUAAAGUACUUAUAAUUCUUAUAAAAUUUAGUUUAAUGAGACAGAGAUCAUGUCUUAAAUUAAAUUGUAUAAUCAAGAUAACUAGGCCUUGUACAAUGAUGAAGAAUAUGAUGAAAUGGAAGAAUAAAUUCUUAAAGCCAUGGGAUAUUAGUUAAAUCUUAUAACUUCAUCAGAUUUUUUAUUAGCCAUGAAUGUUUAAGUCGAUGAGAACAUCUAAAAUUUGUUGAUGUUCAUUCUAAUAGGUAAAAUAUACAUAUAAUAUAUAAAUAGACUUCGAAAUUUAUCAAUAUUCUCAUUUCGAAUUGGCUUUGGCAAUCAUGCAUUUUCAAAAUGAUUCAAGGUUGGCUUUUUCAGAGAAAAUUCUUACCGUAUCUUAAAUUAUUCAUAAAAAAAUAAUUAAAGCUCAAGAAAUCUAAUGUGAUAAAUCUGAAUAAGAAGACACUAAAUCUAUUGAAAGAAGUCCCUCAAUUCAUAAAAAGAUUACCAAAAAAAGAGAAUCUUAAAAACAAAGAUAAAUAUAACAACAGAAUUGA